Phaeoacremonium minimum UCRPA7 is the source of this 1338-nucleotide messenger RNA. Its product is annotated as putative endoglucanase family 5 glycoside hydrolase protein. The record is from RefSeq and is a predicted model, not a curated record. Bases 1 to 1338 code for a protein of 445 amino acids. Gene Ontology annotation, biological process: glucan catabolic process. Gene Ontology annotation, cellular component: cell surface; extracellular region. Gene Ontology annotation, molecular function: beta-glucosidase activity. Lineage: Eukaryota; Fungi; Ascomycota; Sordariomycetes; Togniniales; Togniniaceae. The transcript has a single exon.
AUGGAGAACUUCAUAACCGGUUACUCAGGUCAUGAACAUGAGCACCGGGCUGCAUUAGCUGCCGUCCUAGGGAAGGAGAAGGCAGAGUUCUUCUUCUCUCGCUUGAUACAUCACUUCUUCACUGAAGCAGAUGCCGCAUUUUUUGCUUCUGUUGGAUUCAACUGUCUACGCGUACCCUUCAAUUACAGGCAUUUUAUGGAUGACGACAACCCAGAUGUUAUCAAGCAGUCAGGCUUCGAUGUACUUGAUCGAAUUGUGUCUCUGUGUGCCAAGCACAACAUUUACGUCGUGCUUGACCUUCAUGCGGUGCCAGGAGGCCAAAAUCAAGACUGGCAUAGUGAUUCGGGUAUCAGCCGCGCCCUCUUCUGGGAGUUCCGAGACUUCCAGACCAGAAUGAUCCAGUUAUGGGUCGCCAUUGCCAAACAUUACGCGGGCAACCCUGUCAUCGCAGGCUAUAAUCCUCUCAAUGAGCCUGCGGACCCCGAACACACGAGACUCAUUGAAUGGUACGUGCGGGCCGAAAAGGCAAUCCGCGAGGUUGAUCCUGAGCACAUCCUCUUCAUUGACGGCAACACAUACGCCAUGGACUUUUCACACUUCCCGGUCGACAAGCCUCUGCCAAACGCUGUGUACUCAUGUCACGACUAUAGCAUGAUGGGCUUCCCGGGCAUGGAGCAAUACGCCGGCACAGAUGCCCAGAAAGCAAAGCUCCGCUCGAGUUUCGAGCGCAAGGUUCAUUUUAUGAAGGAAGCUGGAACUCCGAUCUGGAAUGGAGAGUUUGGUCCCGUCUAUGCAGACCCGCAUGUAGACAAAGAUGCGGCAGCCAUCAACGAACAUCGGAUUGAGCUACUUCGAGAGCAAUUGCGGCUCUAUCAAGAGGCUGGCGGCGUCAGCUGGUCGAUCUGGACCUAUAAGGACAUCGGUUAUCAGGGCAUGGUAUCAGUCCGGCGUGAUAGCCCAUACAUGCGACUUAUUCAACCGUUUGUUGAGAAGAAGCAGCGCCUAGGCGUGGACUUCUGGGGUGUUGUAGACAAGGGUGCCGUGGAGAAAGACGUGUACGCCCCGUUCAUCAACAAGCUGAAGGAAAUGGUACCAGAGCACCUCCAGAAGCGAAAAUAUCCACCUGUCUGGUCGUUCGACCGCCAGGUCGAGCGUGUUGUAAGGGAGUGCUUGCUGAGUGAAUACCUAGGGUGGGAGAUGGCGGAGUUAUUCGAAGGGAAGACCGAAGCAGAGCUCGAGGAACUAGCUGCAAGUUUCAGGCUGGAAAACUGCAUGGAACGAAGUCAAUUAAACGAGGUUCUACGGCGAGAUGCUGCAAUCUCAAGAAAGACAGAGUAG